This is a messenger RNA of Cyphomyrmex costatus, 1607 nucleotides long. Its product is annotated as ankyrin repeat, SAM and basic leucine zipper domain-containing protein 1. NCBI's taxonomy places the organism in Eukaryota, Metazoa, Arthropoda, Insecta, Hymenoptera, Formicidae. The coding region runs from base 126 to 1607 and encodes 493 amino acids. Gene Ontology annotation, cellular component: pi-body. Gene Ontology annotation, molecular function: protein binding. The transcript has 9 exons. The record is from RefSeq and is a predicted model, not a curated record.
CGCCAAUUCCCGGUGUCUUGUUUCGUUAUUCUCAUUUAAGUAGUCUCUUUUAUUAGUUUUCGCUGUCGAGAGAAUUGACGCAAGAGUUUUCUUUUACACUUUCUCAAUCGCGGUGACUGGUAGGGAUGUCGAAGUACACAUGCAUGAGGCCUGCUGGCAUGUCCGAUGAGGACGACGACGAGGACGAUGAUGUCUUCUAUCCUCUCGAAGAGAAAAAGUCUACUGUCGAAAAAUAUAAUUAUACUUCAUGGAAGGAAAAAACAGAAACAGUCAAUUUCGUGGAUCGCACCUAUGAAGAUUGCCUUAUGAAAGCAUGUAUGAUGGGACAGUUGAAAACGAUACAGGAAUAUCUCGAACAAAAACAUGAUGUUGAUAAAUUCCUGUAUACCGGAUGGACCUUAUUAUUGUACGCAAUUUCAUCUGUGGAACCAGAAAUAGUAGAAUAUCUUUUAACACAUGGUGCAAACCCAAAUAAACAUAAAGAUGGAUUUACACCUCUUAUGGCACUGUGUAAUUCUACAAAGGGAACAAAAACAAAUUUUUUGAAAUGCCUUGAGCUUUUAAUAGAAGCAAAAGCUGAUGCAAAUGCUACAAAUAAGCGAAAGGAAACUGCUCUAAUGUACGCCUGUAUGUCAAAGGAUGCGGAUUUUGUCUUUGAGCUUAUAAAAUACGUAAAGAACAUUGAUGCUUACGACAGCGAUGGGAAAACGGUAUUGAUGUAUGCCACUUCAGCUAAUAAACUUGAUAACGUCAAAAUUCUUUUGGCGCAUAAUGCGAAUACUUCGUUGACAGAUACACACAGUUUAUCUGCCAGAGAUAUUGCAGAUGCAAAAGGAUUCUCAGCGAUAUCUGCUCUGUUGGAUGAAGAUGAAGAAGAGGUGCAAACACUUUACGAGAUAACUGAGAUAUUAACUUGGAAAGAUUUAUUUCCAAAUUUAUAUCCUAGAAAAAAAGAAUUUUUAGAUUAUGAUAUAUCGGUGAUGUUAUAUGGAAUGGGUUUGGAAAAAUAUAGCAAUUUAUUUCAAGGAAUGGAUAUUAAAACUUUUUUGCAAUUGACAGAAGAGGAUCUUUGUCGCCUAGGAGUAGAUAUUACUGUUCAUAGAGAUCAAUUCUUAGAAAAUCUUGAAAAAUUUCAUAACAGGAGAUGGCUUAUAAACAGUUUUGGCAAACUUAGGAAAACUGAUUCAUAUACAAUUUAUGACGGCGUAAUAUCAUUAAUAAAUGCAAAAAAGCAGAUUGGCGUGAUAGCUUCUAGUUUCCAGUACAUUAAAAAUAAUUUGCUGAAAGCUGCAAACGAAAAUAUCAUUUUGUCUUCUGAAAAAAGAAUAGAAUAUGGAGAAGAACUGAAAAAAACGCAAAAAACUUUGAAACUUCUAAAAAACGAGAUAAUACAAGUUAAAAAACUAGCUCAAGAGAUCGAUAAGGAAAAUAAUAUCGGUGUACCGGCUAUUUGGAUUAGUCCCAAGAGUACCAAAUCGAGUUGGACUAUAACAAUAAGCAUUACAUUAAUGGUAGGACUAUACUUGUGUAAAAGAAUGUAUGUUCAAAGAUUAUGGGAUAUAUGUAACAUUAAAAUAUUUUCAAUGCUUCGUUUUCGAACGAGUUAA